Molecule: messenger RNA, 879 nt
Organism: Protopolystoma xenopodis
Lineage: Eukaryota; Metazoa; Platyhelminthes; Monogenea; Polystomatidea; Polystomatidae
Source: the annotation of a GenBank genome assembly
AUGGACAGGUUCGACUUGGCGUCGACCUCCUCGCUGACACAUUACGAACACCAAGCCACCUUGGCUCAUACAAAUGACCAUUCGCGGAGCCGACCCUUCGAGAUACAUGCACUCAACAUCUCGAGGUUAGCUGUUUUCGCCAGUUUCCACUUUCUCAAUUCACGUAAAGCAAACACAUCAACUCCAGCUUGGUACAACUUUUCAUUCUGGCCUCAAGACCUGCCCCCAUGUUCGUCAGGUCAAGCAUGUGUCCUCGGGGGCCCAUCCCCACCGAACCCGGCAACCAAUCAACGCUCGCUUCCUCCCAUUUUUCCCUUGCCAUGCAACCUUAACUGUGUCCAAGUAAAACGGAACAGGGCUAUCGUUGAUAAAUGGGUCACCAUGCGUCCCACUUUGCGCUUUUCUAUCUUUCUCUCCCACUCUCUUACUCUCUCUCUCUCUCUCUCUCUCUCUCUCUCUCUCUUUGUACAUGGAGGGUCCUUCGCCCGUCCGGAGGCCCGGUUGGUUCCCCACUAUGCCCUAAACAUGGCCCGAAUUGUGAGAUGGGUCUUUAUUCUACGUAAGAUGGUUACAGAGACGGAGAACAACCAUAAACGGAAAGCUUGGCUUUGGUCGUUAGGGCCGUUAGUUGCCGUUGCAAUACGAUGUAAAGGAAUUAAAAUCAAGGGGUUUCAUACGAAAUGGCUGGUUGAAAGAUUAAUGCAUAAAGCAGAAAGUGUGUUUCAUUACCAGGCCACUAAGCAAGGUCCUAGCCAUAGAAGUAUGAAGUCGUCCCUAUCUUCAUGCGAAACCAAAGGAAUUAUAAAUGCAAUUUUUAAUGCAUUUCAGUUUAAUUUUAAUAUCGGGAAUAAAAUCGGCCGGCAUGUUGUUAUAAAUUGA